GUAACCGCCCCCACACGGUAUAUAAUAUCACACACAUAUAUAUAUAUAUUAUUUGCCGAACUUAUUCUCGAACGAGUGGCCAAAGUCUGUUCAUUAGACCGGUGCCCGUCUCACGUUCCCGUUACACGAUACUCUGGGAACGUAUUGGCCGUGGAACGAGGACGGUCAGUGCGGGGACAGCGUUCCAACCGAAUCGCGUUGUCCAAUUCGCGGACACGAUUCUUCGUCUCGUUCUGCUAGGGGGAGGAGGAGUUGGAGCGUUCUUUUUUUCUUUUUUUUUUUUUUCUCCUUUGGACGGGCGGCCCAUCGUGCAACGGAACGCAUGAGAGUCGCAUCGCGGCGGCGCUCGAGGGAUGCAAGGCAUCCGAGAUCUCUUCCUCGUCUUUGCGUGCCUCCACUUCCUCGCCAUCUGCGUAUCUGAAAACGCGAUCGACGCUCCAACCACGCUGUCCAGGCGCAAGAGGUACUUGAUUUUUCCGGAAGGGAGUAACGUGCAGUUAGUGUAUUGCCUGACGGUGGGAACCUACGCGAAGGAGAACGAUGUAAUAAUGGGGAUAACGGCAGCCCUGGCCUGGGAGUUGCCGAGCAAAGUCGACUCGAAGAUAUCGAAGUUGCUCGAUCGAAAGAGCAGAAGCGUCAUGUACCCGAAAAUAGAGGCUCUGCUGGAAUCCACGGGUCUGGAUGGAAAAGCUUGCGUGAUGAAGGCCCUCUGCGAGGCUGCUCAGAGGAGUCCACAGGAUGUUGGAAAAGGGAGCCUGGUCCAGGAGUUGCUGCACGCCAUCUUCACGUUGCCAGGGGACGGUGGCCGUUUCGAGCGAUCCGAGGAUCAAGCUUACGAGCGCGCUUACACGAGCGGAGAGGAUUGCAACCGGCUGUACCCGACCUGCCGCCACUCCAUUUACGAGCUCGAGUUCUGAGGCUCGGCAGCCCUCGGUCAUCCCCCCCCCCCCCAUAGCAAUUGGACGCUAUUCGUAUGCGUGCGCGAACGUUGACCGCGUUUCCACGCGACGGAAACGCGCGCCACCCCUCCUCUCCACCUCGCCCCCUCGAUUUUUCAAACCGAGCCAUCCGUCGCCUAAUCCCCUUCUCCUCCUCCUCCAAUGCCAAAGUUGAGCGCGUCUUCGUUUCGUGUUUCGAAUUUUUCCAACUCCUCUCCCUCCCCGCCUCAUCACGCUUCACUCGCGUGGCGCGCGACCGUUUCUCUCUUCCGUGAACGAAUGGUGGAGCGAUCUCCGCCACCAUUCGGGGGGCAGGGAAUUUUCGAAUGCAAAGUGGACGGAUAUAUUCGGACACGAUGCGGAGAAAUGGAAAUUUUGAACAAUUGUCGGUGGAAUAGGUUGGAUAAGAAUGGCUCGGGUUACGACCAGUAUGCGGCUAUCUCUAUUUUAUCGGAAAUGGGAUCGAUGGAAGUGGACACGAGCGCACAGGAGUGAAAGAGUCGGGGAAUUUUUUUUUUUUCAAGUUACAUUUUAUUAACUAAGAGAAAAUUAAGAGAUUAAAAUUAAACUUUUGGCGAUGCGUUUGAUUGCAAGUUUAUUGAGAGUUGUGUGUGAGUUAAGAUGAUUAUAAUGAUAGAUAGAGAGAAUAAAUCGUGUUAAUUUAUUUAAAUCGAGUUGCAGAUUGGGUAUCCGUUAGGUAAGUACGAUUACAGAUCGAUAAAAGUUGUUACGCAAGUUGAUGAUCCUUUUAGGGAACAGCUUGGUCUACUAUCUACGGUCCAUUUUUAUUUCCUCUACGCGUUCUUUUUCUUUUUCUUUUUCCUUUUCAAGGGUUUUUUUCACGACUUUUUCACGACCGCCACGAUUUAUUUUAGAGGAUGUCGGUGUAUUCGCGGUAAUUCGUUUUGCAUUAACAAAAUGGUCAACCGAGUGACCGCGGAUUUACAGUUCAUUUCGGCGGAGUGCAGUGCCUGCCCGCUCUUUCAACCCUUUUGUAAACGGGCCUGAGUGAAAAAGUCUACAAAAGGAGAACGGGAGAGAAAGGGAAAAUGGAACGGAACGGGGAGGAAGAAGAGGAGGGAAAUAAUAUCGCGCAUCGCGGUAUUAUUUAAAUGUCCAAUAUUUAACCACCAAGUAUUACAACAACGUUUAAACGAGUUCGUCACGUUUCAUUAAUAAUAAUAGGUUCGCGCAUCUAUUCGACAAAGUUCACUUUGGUUUUCGAACGAGAAAGAAAAAAAAAAAAAGAAAGAAAAAAGAAAUUAAAAUUUCCACACGGUUUCCUCGAAAUAAAAUAAUCAUACAAACGUGAUGUCCACUUUUUUUUUUUUUUUUUUUUAAAGUUAUUUUAAUCCCUAUACGUGGAAUUUUAUUUUUCAAAGAGGAUUAAGGCAGGUUAAUGCCUGGAUGGAGAUAGAGAGAUGAUGGAGGGAGACAAUUAAACGCAUCCGUUGCAAUUUGUUAACGCAUUAAACUUCCAAUUAUGCAAUUUUGAAUGUUUGCGCGAUUUCUCUGUAUACGUGUGCACAUGUGUGUGCUUUAACUGGAAAUUCGAAACGGCGAUUUAUUUUUAAUAUUAAUUAAAAUGUUGUAAUAUCGUAUGAAGGAUCGCUGCUCGAUGUAGGCCAGCUUGAGUCGGGAUUGCAUUCGGUCGAAAUCAAGAUAGGAUUCGAGUGGAAUCUUGGUAUUCAUCUUUUCCUUUUUAAUUCAAUAGGGUGGAAAACUUUUGGAUGAAAUUAUACGUACAUGCAUAUUCGUUGGAAAGAGAAAAGGGAAAAGAUGCACUCGCUCGAUAUGCACGAAAGAUGCUUCAUUAUCGAUAAGUAGAUAGUCCCACGCAAGAUGAUGCAAACAUCUGAUGAUUGAAAUAGUUCGAAUAUAAUAUAUCUCAACGAGAAAAGAGAAUUUCGGGAAAUAAACGUGCGUUACACCCUACCUACAUUCCGUAAGAAAAUUCUUCCCCUCAGACAGAGAUCAACAAGAAGAUCGAAAUUGAAAAAUUAUUCCAAAAUUAAUCGGACGAAAAUUGGAGAUUAUCCACGAAGAAAUGAAAGUAAAUACAUUUUAUUUUUAAAUUAUUCUUUAAAAAACAUUCUUCCUGGAGGAUAAUGAACUUGACCCGAGAACGCCAAAGUAAUAGAGAAAGUGUGAAAAGGAGGCGGGGGGAGAGAUUUUUUUUAUCAGAGAAUCAUGAAAAAUCCGCUAUAACACGAAACCCAUCCAACUUUGAAUAAUUCUCGAAAAAUUAAGGGAACGAUCGGGAUGGCAGUAAAACUUUCGGUCAGAAAAAGGAUGGCAGUAAAACUUUCGGUCAGAAAAAGGAUUAAAAAAGGGUAAAAGGGAGAGGGAUAGAUUUAUCUUCCCCUAUCGCGAAAAAAUCCGCAAUUCCAGCAGCGGCCGAUUCCAAUUACAUUUUUGGCCAUCGGUGUGAAA
Apis laboriosa (Himalayan honeybee) is the source of this 3371-nucleotide messenger RNA. RefSeq lists its product as uncharacterized. The record is from RefSeq and is a predicted model, not a curated record. The transcript has 4 exons. Bases 354 to 917 code for a protein of 187 amino acids. Lineage: Eukaryota; Metazoa; Arthropoda; Insecta; Hymenoptera; Apidae.